Messenger RNA from Cuscuta europaea, 1201 nucleotides. NCBI's taxonomy places the organism in Eukaryota, Viridiplantae, Streptophyta, Magnoliopsida, Solanales, Convolvulaceae. The record is from the annotation of a GenBank genome assembly.
UCACUUUGAAUUAAUAGGAGAGCUCAUAUUACAUAUUUUUAAUUUUGUAUUAGUGGUAUUACCCCAAGAAAUAGAGGCAUAUGGCGAGAAGUCAAGAACAUAUGUGGAUUGUGGACACGUAAACUUAAACAUACGCGGAGUAUGAAAAAGAAUUAAGCAGGUGAAGAUGAAGCUGAAGCAGCUAGAGGGGCUUCUUGGCUCUCUUGAACAGUUCUCCAAGCCCAAGAUUGAACUCGAACAAUACCCAACUGGAGCCCACAUAGCUUCCCGGGUGCUAUACACUGCUGAAACUUCAUUUGGGGAUGUGAGCAAUAAGGUAGUUGCAGAUUUUGGUUGUGGUUGUGGUACUUUAAGCAUUGGUGCAGCUCUCUUAGAAGCUAAACAUGUUAUUGGUCUUGAUAUAGACAGCGAGUCUCUUGAGAUUGCAGUUGCAAAUGCCGAAAACCUUGAGGUAGAUAUGGAAUUUGUUCAAUGUGAUAUUAGUAAAAUUCAAUGGAAAGGCCAAAUUGUUGAUACUGUUGUUAUGAACCCACCAUUCGGAACACGGAAGAAAGGUGCUGACAUGGAAUUCCUUUUUGUGGCGUUGAAGGUUGCCUCCCAUGCAGUUUAUUCGUUACACAAGACUACAACUAGAGAACACAUCAGACGGGCUGCAUUGCAAGAUUACAACGCUAUUAGCGCUGAGGUUAUAUGUGAGCUACGAUACGAUGUGCCAAAGCUAUACAAAUUUCACAAGAAAAAGAAGAUGGACAUUGCCGUGGACCUAUGGCGGUUUGUUCCUCCAAGACACACUAAUAGAGGGGCACAUAGUUAAUCAUACCAUUCAUAAUGUCAUUCAUUUGUAGACUCAGAAUUGUAUUGUCAAAAGUUUUAAGUCUGCAUAGAUCACCAGUUCAACUUAAGACCUUUUUGAGGCAGUAAUUUAGUCAGGCAUGCAAAAGGCAGUGCUGGAGCUAAGCUAUAUGCUCCCUCUUCCCAUAAUGUUCUCUUCUUUUUAUUGUUGUCCCAAAAAGUUCUUUCUCUUUCCAUUCAAUGAAAGAGUGGUGUGGUUGAUAUCAUUUAUCUUAGUUCUAAAACCUGAAGAGUCUUUUUCUCACCAGCUGAUCCAUUAUGUUUUGUAUUUAAAGGUUGGACUUAAUAUCACCAGCUGAUAUUAUUUAAAAGUUGGAUUUAAUAUUUGAUAAUACCAAUUUGAAUUUUG